CUAAAAACGUAAAUUUAUAAGUGGCUAUCCCUUGAGUUGACUGUGUCUAAAUCCAAAAUAAGAAAAUCGAAAGUUGAAGCACAGUGGGCGAUUAUAGAGAUGACGCUCAAAUUAUACGUAGAUCGUAUGUCUCAAGCUUGCCGUGAAGUUAUAAUCUUCUGCAAGUUAAAUGGGAUAGACUUUGAGGAAGUUCAUAUAGAUCUCUCCAAACGCCAGCAAUUGUCUCCUGAAUAUCGAGAAAUUAAUCCCAUCCGGCAAAUACCAGCUAUAAUGGAUGGAAGAUUUAAGCUUUCCGAAAGUCAUGCAAUUCUUAAAUACCUGGCUUGUGCAUUUCCACGAAUUGCAGAUCAUUGGUAUCCAGCUGACUUAUACAAAAGAGCAAAGGUUGAAUCUGUGUUGGACUGGCAUCGUACUAACUUCCCUCGCGGUCCAGGUUCAUAUACAUUUUAUUCUGUUCUUGCUCCUACUGUUGGGUUGCCUUUAAAUACAAAAGCAGCAGCAAGAACUGAGAAGAUGUUUAUAGCAUGUCUUGCAACGAUCGAGUCUGUUUGGCUCCAGAAAAAAGGACGCUUUUUGCUUGGGAGUGACCAACCUUCAAUUGCAGAUCUUAGCUUAGCGUGUGAGAUUAUGCAACUUGAGAUUCUGGAUGAAAAGGAUCGUGAGCGGAUAUUAGGCCCAUUCAAGAGAGUUCUGAAGUGGCUUGAUGAUACGAAGAAUGCCAUGGCACCUCAUUUCGAGGAAGUACAAUCAACCCUCGCUGGUUAUAAGGAGAAGGUGCAGAAGCAAAGAAAUACUGUAGGAAGUAAAAUUACUCAAUCGGGCAGAAAAACUGUCCUGCAGUCGAAGAUGUGACAAAGGAGUUAGGAAACCAGACGCUGCAUUAUGCUUGAAGCAUCGCGGAUGUUUGUUUCUUCUGCACUGUCUAUUUGAAGCUGAUCAGGAAGAGAUUUCUGGUCCGAGCUUUCCUACUACUUUUUUCAAUUCUGAAAACGUUUCUCUUGAAAUGAGAGUCUAUCAUAAACAACCUCUCUACCUCAAACAAGACGGGGUUAGAUCCGUGUUCAUUCUAGUACCUUCCCCAGACAUCACACUGGGUCUGUUGCUGUAUUUGUAUUCAUAAAAUAAGUGCACAGAAUAUGUAACUAGACAAGCCGAGUGUUCCUUAAUCUUGGCAACAGAUCUGUUAUUGCCUAUGGUAUUACUAUAUAGUGUUUCCUCUUCUGAUUCUUGUGA
Molecule: messenger RNA, 1233 nt
Organism: Solanum pennellii
Lineage: Eukaryota; Viridiplantae; Streptophyta; Magnoliopsida; Solanales; Solanaceae
Product: glutathione S-transferase T1-like
Exons: 7
Coding region: 100-852 (250 amino acids)
Source: RefSeq, a predicted model, not a curated record